AUGUCUGUGUUAUCUGUUUGGCAACAUGCCAAACUUAACCAUGAAGUACUAUCUGCCCCUAAUAUAACUGAUACUUUCGCCGAACCAUACGCUUACAAUUGCGAGCCUCUUAGAGAAGAAGAAACAAUCUCCGUUAUCCAUAAACUUAAGGCCAAUAAGACUCCUGGAGAAAAUGGUCUUCGGGCUGAACUCUUCAAAUGUUGCCCAUCAUCCUUCAUAACGCGUCUUCAACAAAUGUACUCUCUAGCAUGGAAAAAAGAAAUAUCACCAGAUGGUGAUGAAAUUAGCAGAAAUCCCAACAAUGAAAUUCCAAAGCAUUUCAGUUCUUUUACUCCAUUCAUUAACAAUAAUAAAUUAGCACGAACUAUAUCAUCAAAAACUGAUCUUUUAAAGCGAAAAUUAUCCACGAAUCAAGAAGAUAUUAAUAACUUCGAUCUUGAUGUUCUUCCAGAAUUCUUUGAGCAAACCAAAGCAAAAAUCGUCGGUUACAGCCUGAAUAUAAUGGCUGGUAUGAUACCUUCUUUUAGCGGCAUUGAACAUCUGAAAUAUCUGCGAAAUGAUAAAAUUAAAAAAUGGCAGCGCGAAAAAGUUUCAACAAACGAUACUGGCAAUCCCCUAUCUGAAGACAGUGGCCACUUAGCUAAAAAAAAGAAACGAAGCUCCACAGAUGUGCAACGAGAAGCUACAGAUGACGAAAAAAACUUUUCUAAUCGAUCCAAACUGCCAAAUCAACUAUCCUCUUUACAAAAAAAGAAUCCUGUAGUUCAAACAGAUUUAAUUAUGUUCCCUCUAUUUAAUUUGGACAGUAAUGAAGAUUAUGAAGAAGAACAACACAAAGAGAAUGAAUCUAAUUUUAUCAGUAUGUCCCAAAUAACACAAAAAGACGACAGCAAUAAACAAAACUUUGACGACAAGUUAAAAGAAAACAACGACGAAGAAAUGAUGUUUAAAAAUAAUAAGAAUGAAUCAGGCCUUGACUCUAAGUCGUCUGAAGCGAGAGAAAUUGGUCAGCAAUUCCAGAAGGAGCAUGAAGGAAGCCUUGAUAAUGAUCGAGAUGACAAUGAUUCUAAUGAAGAAGAGUUUACGAGGAAUGGAAGAAUUAAUGGUCAAAUUAAUAGCGAACGAGAAUACAAUGGAUUUAAAAGUAAAUUUACUGAAGAUUAUGAGGAUAGCGAAAUAAUUGAAAAUAACGAAGAUGGUGGACGAAGAAACUUGGCAAAGCAAGUACGUGAGGAAUCAACAAGGCUUGAAGAAACGCUAGUCGAUGGUGACAAAAACAGUCAUGAAGAUACUGGAAAACAAUCACAAGACAAUAGCAAAUAUCAGGUUGAAAACGAAAGAGAAAGCCGAAAUGAACGAAGAUACACGUUAAGUUCCAGGAAAGAAAAAAUGCAGAAUCGACAAUCCGAAAUAGAUUCACUAUUAUCGAGAACAUUUUCAAAUCGUCAAAAAUUACAGUCAACAGAAGGAUCAAAAGAAUGGGAAGAACGACGUGAAGUUCAGCCGAAGAAAGGGAAAGGAAGAACUCAGAAUGAUCGUGGAACAAGGAAUAAAGAAAGUGGCAACAGUAAUCAAGCAUACGGUACUGUUCCACCUCAGCUUUUUUUUGAAAGUAUACCUGAUUUUCAAGAAUGGAUCGCAAGCCUUCCCGGGUUUAGAAGCAAUAUUCCUUUUAUUAGAAAUACAAAUAACAAAUACCAAGAUCGCAAAAACUCCCAGUUACCAUUUCCUUCCUUUCCGAAUGCAUCAGCAGGACGAGUUGGACAACAGCAAAAAUUCCCAGUAUUUCCAAUAUAUGCAGAACAGCCGCAUAAAAAGCUGUCGAAUCAAUCAAGAAAAUCAACUAAGGAUAAUGAUUCAAGUGAAGAAAUUGAGUUAGUAGAUCAGUCUAAGAGAAAGCAUAAUGAUCAUGAACACACAUCGAGAAGGAGAAAUCGAAACAGAGAGAAUGCCUAUCAAUCGAAACCUAUUGGUCAACCUGUGGAAAAUCGUUUUACUUUGCGUAAAAAUGUCCCUUAUCUAUGA
Molecule: messenger RNA, 2025 nt
Organism: Dracunculus medinensis (Guinea worm)
Lineage: Eukaryota; Metazoa; Nematoda; Chromadorea; Rhabditida; Dracunculidae
Source: the annotation of a GenBank genome assembly